AUGGCUCCAGGAAUGGCUGUAAAAGGCUCUGAAUCGGGUACUGCGCGUGUGAUAGGCUCUGGGCUGUCUGGCGUUGCAGAGCUCGUCAUCUUUCAUCCAGUAGAUACGAUUGCAAAGAGAUUAAUGUCAAACAAGUCGGCAUUCACGCUCGCCAACGCCAACGCUAUCAUUUUUCGCGACCACGCCAACGCCUCUGUCGGGCGCAAGUUUCUGUCCUUAUUCCCUGGUCUCGGAUAUGCCGCUGGAUACAAGGUCUCACAGCGGAUAUACAAGUUUGGUGGGCAGCCCUAUUUCAACGACUUGAUUCGGGGCACACCUGCACUGCGAAACGCGUUUGUGAAUACGUUUGGAGAGAGGAAUGGCAAGAAUAUGAUGCAUGCUACUGCUGGUAGUUUGACUGGAAUCGGAGAGGUCGUCUUGUUGCCCCUCGACGCGCUCAAGAUCAAGCGACAGGUCAACCCAGAGGCGUUCAAGGGCCGUGGUGUGCUUCAGAUCUUCCUUCAAGAGGGAUCAACGCUGUAUAGAGGAUGGGGUUGGACUGUCGCGCGGAAUGCACCCGGUUCAUUUGCAUUGUUCGGAGGGUCAGCGUUUACAAAAGACUAUGUUCUAGGUAUCAAGGACUAUUCUAAAGCUACAUGGUGGCAAAACUUUAUCGCAUCCACCGCGGGUGCGGUCGCUUCGAUAACGGUUGCGGCUCCCCUCGACACGAUCAAGACUCGCAUUCAAAACGCCAACUUUGAGACAAAGGUGCAUGGCGCGGUUGUUUUCCGGGACCUCAUCAAGAAUGAGGGGCCCACGGCCUUGUUCAAGGGUCUGACACCAAAGGCAAGGAUAUCUUCGUUAGAUAAAAGCGCAUACUCAUCUUUUCAUCAGAUUAUGGUUGUCGGACCAAAGCUGAUAUUCAGCUUUACUCUUGCCCAGACCUUAAUUCCCCUCGUCGGGAAGUACGUCUGA
Molecule: messenger RNA, 954 nt
Organism: Serendipita indica DSM 11827
Lineage: Eukaryota; Fungi; Basidiomycota; Agaricomycetes; Sebacinales; Serendipitaceae
Source: the annotation of a GenBank genome assembly